GUAGGAUAAACAUUGGUUCCCUAUGGAAACAAAAUAAACUGUUGUCAUCUGUAAUUUUUGGGUUUUGAUUUAAUUUGAUAUUAUUUGAUGUUACACGAUUUAUUUUGGUUUAGAGUUUUUUAAAUAACUUCAAAAUGAGCAGUUUCUUAUCAGAGCUGGAGCAGGAUCCAUUUGAUCCAAAAGAGUUUGUUGAGAGACUGGCAUGGAGAGCCACAAAGGAAUCAAGCACAUUUGACUCUCAGACUUUGUUCGAAGAUUUUGAAGCUCGCAUCAGAGAGCUCAAAGAUAUGUAUGAAACUCAUGAGAAAAAAUGUGAACGGCUGGAGAUGGUUUGUAAAGAAGUGGAAAAAAGACAUUGGGUUAAAGUUGCUGAGCUUCAGAAAAAGUGUAAACAUUGCUUCUAUUGUUUCCAAGAGUUGGAUGAAAAAUUGGAUACAGUUGCAGCCAAAGUUGUCUAUUUGGGUGAUCAACUGGAAGGUGUAAAUACACCUAGAGCUCGAGCUGUGGAGGCACAAAAUUUAAUGAAAGAGUUCACGACAUUUUUCAAAGAUGACGCUGACAAUCGCAUGAAUAGUGAAAUUGAUCCUUCUCAGCUAUUUGAAAAAGCCGAUGUAAUAGAAAAAUUGUACAAAAUUUCACAAAAAUUGCCCAAUGGUGGUAAAUUUGAUGGAGCUAAAAAGCGGAUAGAGGCAAAAUAUUACCAAAUUGAAAAGGAUUUGAUUGAGGAAUUCUUCCAGGCCCAAGUAAAAGACAAUAGAGCUCGGAUGAAAGAGAUUGCUUCGAUUCUAUCUCAAUUCAAGGGUUAUAAUGAGUGUAAAGAUGCAUUCAUUGAGAAAAGUCAAGUUGGAAUUUUUCUUGGUGUUGGUAUUUUCAAUGAUAUUGUACCUUUAUGUGAAAAAUCACAACUUAUUAUCCAAGAAGUAUUUGCUGAUCCUGAUAGAGUGAUGGCAAAAUUUGUCCUCAAUAUUUAUCGAGGCAAACUUCAAGAGUAUAUUCAUAAUAGAUUGAACAAUGACAAAGAUAUUCCCGAAGAGUUUCUCACUACUUUACAUGACCUUUAUUCAAAAACAGUUAAACUCUCUCAACAACUUGCCUCUUCCAAAAUAAUGGGUGUUGAUCUUGACUUUCUCAAUACACUGACGCGAACCAUUUUUGAUUCUUACCUGACUGCCUAUAUAGACACUGAAUUGAAAACGCUGAAAAACAAAUGCGAGCUAAUAUUGCAGCGAUUUUAUGAUUCUAAAAAUCAUCAGAAAAAGCCAAUACCUGUUGGAAGUAUUCAAGAAUUGAAAAGAGAUUUACAGGCUAAAAUUGGUCGUGCCAAUCUUAAUUUAGGCUCAAUAUCUGGAGGCAUUAAUCAAGAUUAUGGAAAUGAAACGUUGCUAUCUGAAGAGGUUGCCAUAAAUCUUUUACAAGAAACCAAAUUGGCCCUUAAAAGAUGCCAGACUCUAUCCAAUCCUUCCAACGCUGCCAAUAAUGCCACACAAAUCUUUGAAAUGCAACUAAAUUAUCUGUGCAUUGAACAUAUUGAUUAUGCUUUGGAAAUGGGUCUUAAUGCUAUACCAACUUCGGAACCCAAAAGUCAACCUGAGCUUCAUUAUUUUGAAAUCGCUCGACAGUGCAAUGCCAUUUGCCACCUAUUAGAGAAACAGCUGGUUGAUAGUCUCAUUCCUCUGGUCAUGUCAACGCCCAAGCACGGUGAAUGUAUCAAAAGAAAACGUGAAGUUCUGGAAGGAUUGGAGGUUAAAAUUAAUAAUGGAUUGGAACGUUCAAUAACUGCCAUAAUAUCAUGGAUUAAAAUUAUUCUCAACACAGAGCAAAAGAAGACAGACUUUAAACCCGAAACGGAAGAUAUUGAAAUGAUGCAGACUCCGACUUGCGUUAAAGUUGUUCGAUUUUUGAACCUGUGUAUUAACAAAUCUAGAGAUUGUUUUGAUGGUAAAAAUGUUGAAGCUUUAAUGCUCGAAUUUGGUACAAGAUUCCAUAGAAUAGUUUAUGAGCAUCUCAUGCAGUUUCAAUACACUUCCUUAGGAGCCAUGAUUGCUAUCUGUGAUGUCAAUGAAUAUCGUCGAUGUGCAUCCGCUUUUAGAGUGCCUUUAGUGAAUCAACUUUUUGAUACUCUUCACGCUCUUUGUAAUUUACUGGUAGUCGCUCCUGAAAAUCUUAAACAAGUAUGCAAUGGAGAAACAUUGUCUGGUCUGGAAAAAUCAGUUCUCAUUAACUUUGUAGCUCUUCGGGCGGACUAUAAAUCAGCAAAGCUGAUAAAUCAAUUCAAAUGAAAUUAUCACCAUCUCAAUUUAAUACAUUAAUUUAUAUCAUGUUUUUGGACAUUUUUUUAAAUUUAGCAAUCAUGUUAUCGAAUCAGUUGUUGCUGUAAAAAUAAUAAAGUAUAUAUUAGUAUGUAUC
This is a messenger RNA of Tetranychus urticae (two-spotted spider mite), 2406 nucleotides long. It is a transcript of the gene Sec10, whose product is annotated as Exocyst complex component Sec10. NCBI's taxonomy places the organism in Eukaryota, Metazoa, Arthropoda, Arachnida, Trombidiformes, Tetranychidae. The record is from RefSeq and is a predicted model, not a curated record. Gene Ontology annotation, cellular component: exocyst; cytoplasm. Gene Ontology annotation, biological process: Golgi to plasma membrane transport; exocytosis.